Molecule: messenger RNA, 727 nt
Organism: Gadus morhua (Atlantic cod)
Lineage: Eukaryota; Metazoa; Chordata; Actinopteri; Gadiformes; Gadidae
Product: serine/threonine-protein kinase WNK4
Exons: 1
Source: RefSeq, a predicted model, not a curated record
GAUACUGAUCGCCCGUCUCUUGGAGGUCCUCCUACAAACACUUUGAUAUUUGUGAGGCGGCGUUGUGUGAGUCUCUACUGAGUCUCUCCUGAGUCUCUCCUGAGUCUCUCCUGAGUCUCUACUGAGUCUCUACUGAGUCUCUACUGAGUCUCUCCUGAGUCUCUCCUGAGUCUCUCCUGAGUCUCUCCUGAGUCUCUACUGAGUCUCUCCUGAGUCUCUCCUGAGUCUCUACUGAGUCUCUCCUGAGUCUCUACUGAGUCUCUCCUGAGUCUCUCCUGAGUCUCUCCUGAGUCUCUCCUGAGUCCUGGGUCCUGACCGAGCCCUGGGUGAGUCCUGAGUCUGUCGUCCAAUCGGAGGCUGGAGCCUCACUUUAGAGUCUCAUCUCAACGCCCAGAGACCGGAGCACAUGGAGACCGGGGGUCCCAGCCGGGGUCCCAGCCGGGGGCCAGGGGCCCUCUCUGCAGCGGACUUGGACUCCAGUACGGACUCGGAGGGUGAGGAGCGGGUGAGGAGGCGGGAGGAGCGGGAGGAGCGGGAGGAGGAGGAGACGCGGGCCGUGGCCUCGUCCCCCGACGGCCGCUACCUCAAGUUCUGCGUGGAGCUGGGCCGCGGCUCCUUCAAGACCGUGAGCCGCGGCCUGGACACCGUCACCACCAUGGAGGUGGCCUGGUGCGAGCUGCAGGUGGGCGUGUGUGAGUGUGUGUGUGUGUGUGUGUGUGUGUGCGUG